AUGGCUGAGAUCCGCCGAAAGCUGGUCAUCGUCGGUGACGGUGCCUGCGGAAAGACCUGUUUGUUGAUCGUUUUCUCCAAGGGCACCUUCCCCGAGGUAUACGUCCCCACCGUUUUCGAGAACUACGUCGCCGAUGUCGAGGUUGAUGGCAAGCACGUCGAGCUGGCGCUAUGGGAUACGGCUGGCCAGGAGGAUUACGACCGUCUUCGCCCUCUGUCCUACCCCGACUCCCACGUCAUCCUAAUCUGCUUUGCUGUUGAUUCUCCUGAUUCCCUGGAUAACGUUCAAGAGAAGUGGAUCUCUGAGGUUCUUCACUUCUGCCAAGGUCUCCCCAUCAUUCUGGUCGGCUGCAAGAAGGAUCUGCGCUACGACCAGAAGACGAUCGAGGAGCUUCGCAAGACCAGCCAGAAGCCCGUCUCUCCUGAAGAGGGUGAGGAGGUUCGCAAGAAGAUUGGUGCCUACAAGUACCUCGAGUGCUCGGCCAAGACCAACGAGGGUGUCAGGGAGGUCUUCGAGCACGCUACUCGGGCUGCCCUGCUGUCUCGUAGCAAGAGAUCCGGCAGCCACAAGAAGUGCCUGAUUCUCUAA
Messenger RNA from Phaeoacremonium minimum UCRPA7, 588 nucleotides. RefSeq names its product putative gtp-binding protein rhoa protein. Gene Ontology annotation, molecular function: GTP binding; GTPase activity. Bases 1 to 588 code for a protein of 195 amino acids. NCBI's taxonomy places the organism in Eukaryota, Fungi, Ascomycota, Sordariomycetes, Togniniales, Togniniaceae. The record is from RefSeq and is a predicted model, not a curated record. Gene Ontology annotation, biological process: small GTPase-mediated signal transduction. The transcript is spliced from 5 exons.